AUGGAGCAAGCAAAACUCUUCACUGAAACAUCCAACAAAGUUAUCACAUGCCGGGCAGCCAUUGCCUGGACAACAAAUGCCCCCCUGUCUAUUGAGAAAGUUGAAGUUGAUCCACCAAAAGCUGGUGAAGUUCGAAUUAAGAUUAUAUCCUCUGGGACCUGUGGUACAGAUAAGCACAUCCUGGAAGGAAAAAAUGAAGUACCAUUUCCUGCAAUUUUGGGUCAUGAGGGAGCUGGGAUCGUGGAGAGUAUUGGAGAAGGUGUAACCAGUGUGAAACCAGGAGAUAAAGUCUUAAUAUUCCUUAUUCCAGAGUGCAGAGAAUGUAGUUCUUGCUUGCACCCCAAGAGCAACUUCUGCUUGAAGCAAAGUAUUCUUCCUCCAACUGGAUUAAUGUUAGAUGGAACCAGCAGGUUUACCUGCAGAGGAAGGAAGAUUUAUCAUCUUUAUGGCACAAGCACAUUCACUGAAUAUACUGUGGUACAUGAAAUUGCAGUGGGGAAAAUUGAUGAUGAUGCUCCCAUGGAUACAGUCUGUAUCCUAAGCUGUGAGGUCCCUACAGGCUUUGGAGCUGUAUUUAACAUUGCAAAGGUCACCCCAGGUUCCACCUGUGUGGUUUUUGGACUUGGAGGAAUUGGCUCAGCUGUCGUCAUGGCCUGCAAAGCCUCUGGUGCUUCUAGGAUCAUUGGGGUUGACAUCAAGGAGGAGAAGUUUCCUCGGGCAAGAGCAUUAGGAGUCACUGAUUGCCUUAAUCCUCAAAAACUCAAGAAACCUGUCCAGGAGGUGGUGGUAGAAAUGACUGGCAAAGGUGUUGACUUUGCCUUCGAGGCCAUUGGACUUAUUGAUACCAUGGUCGCAACUUUGGAAUCGUGCCACCCAAGCUAUGGAGUGGCUGUGAUUAUUGGAUUAGCACCCACAAAUUCACAACUCAUUUUUGACCCAACGCUGCUUCUCUCUGGGAGAACCCUGAAAGGUGGUGCUUUGGGAAAGUAUAAAACCAGAAGCUGUAUUCCUAAAAUGGUAACUGACUACCUUCAAAAGAAAAUCAAUAUAGACCCACUUAUAACCCAUAAAUUGCCUUUUGAAAGUAUCAAUAAGGCAUUUGAAUUGCUCCAAGGUGGACAUUGGUGA
Molecule: messenger RNA, 1128 nt
Organism: Marmota flaviventris (yellow-bellied marmot)
Lineage: Eukaryota; Metazoa; Chordata; Mammalia; Rodentia; Sciuridae
Product: alcohol dehydrogenase 1-like
Biological process (GO): retinoic acid metabolic process; retinol metabolic process
Cellular component (GO): cytosol
Molecular function (GO): zinc ion binding; all-trans-retinol dehydrogenase (NAD+) activity
Source: RefSeq, a predicted model, not a curated record